CUUAAAGACAAUAAGAAACGAGGUGCUAGUGGUCGGCUCCAUCGAACCGAGACUGGGGAUUGGGUGUGGUCUUCUGGUGAAGAGAGUUACGAUGAGGAUUCUGCCAGUGUUGAGUCCGAAGAACAGGUCAAUCAACAAGAUAUAUUGGUUAACCAGUCUCAAGACAUUCAUCUUCCCAGUCCUCAUGAACAAGCAUCUGAUUCCUCUCAAACACAAAUCCAGCAGUCAGUUUUCCCUGCACAACAGCAGGUGAACAUGCAUCAAUCUCAGAAUGAAGCAGUUUCUUUAGAAAAGCCUCCUCAGUUAAUGAUGCCUUCAAAACCUGAAGCUACCCAAGCUUUCCCAUCUUAUAAUCAAGGCCAACCAAUGGCCCAACAAACAGCCAGGCUUCCAUCACAGGAGCAGGAAAUUCAACUAGCCCCUAACCAGACCUGUGUAGUCUCCCCGGUACAGAACCACUCCGAAGGAUUGACCACACCGAGCUUAGCUCCCCAGCCAGCAUCAGAAGAGGUUUCCACUAUUAAUCUUGUCCUCAGGAUAAGGAAUUACCGCGGAGAAUUGAAUGACAUUAGAUUUGAUUUUACUCCUAAUACAGAUACAGCUGAUGGGAUAGCUGAAGAACUUGUCGGUGCUGGUCUAGUAGAUAGAAAGGAUGUUGUGGUUGUUGCAGCCAACAUACAAAAACUUAUCGAUCAGCCAGGAUUGAGAUUAGCAACCUUUGCAUUAAACCUAGGUAACAACCAGACAGAAACACCUGAUGACAAAGCUUUGGUUGGAUUUGCCCAACUAACUAUUACCGACUAACCAUUUUCUUUUUUUAUAAUGCAACCACUUUGAUUUAGUUCUAGCAAGUACAGUGAAGAAAAAGGAUAACUGAUAGGGAAAGUUGGCUUGUUAAUAGCAGUUGGGGAUAAUUUUAAAUUUUCUUUGUACAAAGAAAGAAAAAACAUGUAUAAAAGGAACAAUGUAAAAUAAGUUGUUAUUAUAAAGAUGAUGGACUUACCAGGUGAUUUAAUGUAAAAUUCUGGAAAUAAAGGUUAGCUGAUAAAAUAAACUUCCCAAAAGUGCC
Messenger RNA from Limulus polyphemus (Atlantic horseshoe crab), 1069 nucleotides. Its product is annotated as serine/threonine-protein kinase OSR1-like. The record is from RefSeq and is a predicted model, not a curated record. Gene Ontology annotation, molecular function: protein serine/threonine kinase activity; ATP binding. The annotation marks the transcript as partial. Lineage: Eukaryota; Metazoa; Arthropoda; Merostomata; Xiphosura; Limulidae. The transcript has 7 exons.